This is a messenger RNA of Zychaea mexicana, 2164 nucleotides long. RefSeq lists its product as uncharacterized. Bases 328 to 1902 code for a protein of 524 amino acids. The record is from RefSeq and is a predicted model, not a curated record. Gene Ontology annotation, molecular function: protein binding. NCBI's taxonomy places the organism in Eukaryota, Fungi, Mucoromycota, Mucoromycetes, Mucorales, Lichtheimiaceae. The transcript has 7 exons.
AAAAAAAAAAGGAGCAAGACAGGACAGGGAGAGCAGCUACGAGAAAGGGAAACCGGGGCUCACACACCAGCAGCAGCAGCAGCAGCAGCAGCUCAACAUGUCAAAAUAUUCAAAUAGCGGAGGGACAGAUAUGGGUGCUGGGUGUGCUUGUUGGAUCGGCGAGAAAAUAGUGCCUAAUUUGGAUGACUCCACUUGAAAAAGCCUGAAUUGGGGAAUGCUUUGCCUUUCGGACCUUAUCUCUCUCUACUUUUCUCUCUUUCUGCCACACUUUUUUUUUUUUACCCUUUUCCUUUGCUCUCUUUUUUUUUGCUUCCAACCUUUUUGUCAAUGGACGAUUACCUCGCCAAUCAGGGGAUCGCACUCCAGGACGGCGUACUUGUUGCCACAAAGCACAUUGAACCCGGCACAACAGUCCUGCAGCAGCAGGCGCUGGCCAGCGUACCGUUGCCAACGAUCCGGGGCCAACGGUGUAACUAUUGUCUUCGAAAGGCCGCCUUGCAAUGCUGCUCCCGGUGUCGAUCGGCCUACUUUUGCAGCAACGAAUGCUUCCGGAACGCCUGGCUACAAUUCCAUCGGGUCUUGUGCGAGCCUCAAGAAUACGACAUUUAUGUGGAUGUGGACGCGGAUCGCUGGUUACUGGAACGGGCUGCUCUGACGCUACACAGUCACAAUCGCCUGAGUAAGCAUCAUUCGCAUUCUCCGCCACACCUGCCAUUGGCCAUCGACGCACUCCAUUCGCUCUCCUCGCCACCCUCGUCUCCGAAAAAGCAAGCAUCACCACCACCCACACCAUCAACACCGAUUUCCGCAGAUAAUAACGAUAGUAGUAAUACAACAGCAUCAUCAUCAUCAUCACCACAACCACAACCAACAUCAUCAUCAUCAUCAUUAUCACCCAAAGAAGUUGACUUGGACGCCGUCGCUCAAUCCCUGGAGCCUUUUGGCUGUCACUAUACCAAGGACGAGCUGGAGGAUCUGUGGAAAAAGGUACAGAAAUCCACGUUUGAAAUUGUCGACCACGACCAAUAUCUGGACACCAUUGCACUCGGUGUCUAUCCUAUCACAUCCCUGUACGUCCGCCACUCGUGUCGGCCCAACACCGGAGCGGUCUACAAACGGGGUGUUCAGCUCCUGGUAGCAUUGGAUGAUAUAGCGGCUGGCGAGCCGAUCACAUUGAGCUAUGUCGACCUACUCGAAUCCAAAGCUGAGCGAAUGCAGCAACUUACACAACGGUUCGGACCCGAUUAUGCGUGUCACUGUGCACGCUGCACCGGCGAUUAUGCUAUCCUGGACCAACUUUUGGACGCCAGUCCGGAAUCACGACCAGGCUAUGACGAGGCCGAAUUGGAACGACAGUGCCAGACGUGGAAUGUCCUCAACAUGGUCAAGGCGUACCAAACCAUUGCCACGCCCCGUGUCCUCGAUGCUUCCAACUACACGCACUACACAAGCCGGAUCAUGGCACCCGAUAUCUAUGCACCUGUCACGACCCCGCGUCAUCACCAUCAUCAUCACAGCAACGAGGACUUGCAUUUCUUGGGCAAGGAAAGCAAAGUCAUGACGGCCAGACGCGUGGUUCCAGCUCAGGUGCCCAGCGUACCUGCCUUUACGCUGCAAAGCUUACGUGCUGCACGCAAUGAGAGCCGCUGGGUCGAGGCUUCUCGAUGUGCCCUUUACUUGUUUGUCACGUAUCGAUUGGUCUAUCCCACACUGCAUCCGACAUUCCUGAUUGUCGCACGUUCAGCAUGGAAUUCCUUGCUGGCAGGUAUUGGGCGCAAGCUGGAACGCAUCUAUGAGAACGGUGUGCCCGUAGCCCGGGAAUCGGUGUAUCAUACCUUUGGUCAAGAAACGAAUCUGUGGCGUGAAAUUUGGGUGUUUGAACGAGAUCAAAAGUUAAAGUAGUCAGUCACCCCCGCCCCCCUUAAACCUACCCCACCUCCCUCGCAUACACACAUUGUUCUUCACAUACUUCCCACUUGUCUCUGUUUCCCUAUCUGUACAUUCUAUCUCUAGCUUAUACUAUAAUACUCUCGCACACACUUUGUAAUCCCCACAGCAUACUAUAGAAGACAUAUAUACUCGCUCUGUGAAUAUAAGCAAUCUCCAUUAUCUUUUUUCCUCUGUGGUUUUUCUUUUUUUGAAAAAGCUUGGGGGAUGAAGCGCA